CACAGGAUGACAGGGAUGGGAGGGGGCAAGGUUUGAACUUAUGACCAUCGAUAAGUCCCAAUGACAGUCCAAUACACAAACCACAUGACAAGGCAGCCAUUCGUUUGUACUAGGAAGUAAUAUCUUCAAUUCUGAAGGAAUAUCAGAAACAUGUAAAACAUUUUAGAAACAAACAACCUUUUAACCCUAACCCUUUGGGGGAAAUCAGGGGGCAGGGUAUGAACCCGGGAACAUCAAGACAUCAGAAAAACUGUCCAGCUAACAUACCACACGACAAGGCAGCAGCUCUACUAGCUAGUGUAAUCUCUACUCUAGACAUCUUAAUAAUUUAGAGAUCUAGAUUCUGGAAUAGAUUAAUAAAGGCAAUAUGAAGAAUAAGAAUAGUCUGUUAGUUUAACUCUAGGAGAACUAGACUCUGAUGAAUGGGUCCUUGUCAGCUGCACCAUUAAUGCCAUGGUGAAAAAUUCUACCACAAAAUGGCCUCUAAGAAUGAUGCGAAUACCACUUGUACGCCGUGUGCUGUUGAUACUGGUGGUCUUUGGUGUACUUUGGUCUUUCACUUUUGUCAACAUCUCCUUGGUAUUUAGCCAGUCUCAAAGCCGAAGCAGUAAUGAAGUCAAGGCAGAAAUAGUUCAACUAAGUGAGGAGUAUAUCAAAGCUUUAGCUCAGGAAAAUGGAGAUAUUGUUGAUGGUCCAUAUGCUGGGAGAUUCACUGCAUUUGAUCUGAAGAAAACAAUAGCUGUUCUGUUAGAAUCUAUGUUGGCUCGUAUUAACAGGCUAGAGAUAUUUGUGAACAAUGUAACUAAUGGCUCCUUACUGAGUGACAACUCUACAUUGCUCUCUCCCCAUCUUCUAAUGGGUGCUGGACUAGAUGGAAGGCGGAAUGCUGUUUUGUCUGCUCAAGAUCUUUUACAAGGAAAAUCAGAAAAGUGUGAAUUGACAGAAGAAGAUAUGGAACAAUAUCCACAUUGUGGUCAGAAAAUAGAGUGGAUGCAAAAAAUGUGGCAAUCUGAUCCUUGUUAUAAAGGUUAUGGAGUGGAUGGCUCGAAUUGUUCUAUCAUCAUGUACUUGAGUGAGGUUGAAGACUUUUGUCCACGCCAGGCCUGGUCAGGCACUCACAAUAAAACAUUGGUUGAUACCAGAAUAACAUAUGCCAAUGUUACUGUUGACCUUCAAGGGUUAAUGAAUUUAUUAGUUGAUCCGAAUGACAGACAAGGUUAUGCAUGGAUUAGAAUGCGUAUUAGCAGAAUGUGGCACAGAUGGAGCAGUGCAGCCAAAAAUCUGGUAUCUAAAUAUGAUCUUCAAGGGCGACAAAAACAAAAGAUCUUGAUUCACCUUGGUUUAUUGAGUAAACAGUCUGGGUGGAAAUUUGCUGAAAUGCAGUUUAAAGGUGGACCUUUGGGUGAAUUAGUACAGUGGAGUGACUUGAUCUCAACUUUGUAUAUAUUAGGUCAUGAACUGACUGUUACUAGUGAAGUGGAGCAACUUAUUGAAAUCCUGAAUCAUGUACCAGCAGCUAAAACACCCUGUCAGAGCAGGAAAGAAUUGCCAGUUAAUUUAAUAUACACUGAUAUAAUGGGACUUAUACAAUUUAAGAAAAGACUUAAAGCUGGAUAUGCUAAAUUUAGCUGUCUCUUCCGAGUUGUUGAUUCAUUUGGGACAGAGCCAGCAUUUAAUCAUCAUGCCUUUGCCAAGCAAAAUAAAAUAUUAUCAUCUUGGGGUGGUCAGGACCUGAACCCACAACAGUUUUACACCAUGUUUCCACAUUCCCCUGAUAAUUCAUUUAUGGGUUUUGUUGUGGACAGAGUUCUGAAUGACAGUGAAACAAAUCUUACUCCUAAAGAAAACAUUGCUUUAGUGUAUGGUAAAAAUGACUACAUGUGGCAGGGUAAAGAGCAGUAUCUAGAUGUCAUCCACUCCAUGCUAGAAGUCCAUGGGACUGUCUAUGAAGAAAGUGACAACAAAUUACAGAAUGUCCCUAGCUAUGUCAUCAAUCAUGGCAUUAUGACUGGAGUUGACCUUCACAAACUUUUACAGAAAACCAAAAUAUUUGUUGGCUUAGGAUUUCCCUAUGAAGGUCCUGCUCCUUUAGAAGCUAUAGCCAAUGGAGCUGUUUUCCUGAAUCCAAAGUUCAAUCCUCCUCACAGCAGCAAAAAUCAUAAAUUUUUUAAAGGCAAACCAACUCACAGAGAGGUUACAUCACAACAUCCAUAUGCUGAGACCUUUAUUGGAGAACCUUAUGUCUACACUAUCAACCCAAAUAAUACUGAUGAAGUUUUGCAAGUUUUGAAGAAUAUUUUAAAAGAUAACAAGUUCUCCUCUUACUUACCCAAUGAGUACACUGAGGAGGGAAUGUUACAACGUAUGAAUGCUUAUAUUCAACAUCAAAACUUCUGUUCAUUCCAACGAGGUCUAACUAAAUGGCCAUUGAAAGAGGCUGUGCAGUUUGUUUUUGCAGAGAAAGGACAAUCAUGUAAAGAUGCUUGUUGGUCACUCAAUCAUAUAUGUGAGCCAGUUUACUUUCCAGAGCUCAACUCCAAGGAAAGUUUCUCCAAUUUUACAGAAUGUAAAUCAGUGGCUCAUUCCUCCAACAUCUACUACCCAGCCUAUGACACCAAUGCUGGUACCUGCACCACUCAAGAUGAGAGGCUGCUUUUUAGUUGUGUAGGCAGCAUGGACACUUUGCAACGCCUGUGUCCAUGUAGAAACUACAUCCCAGGUCAAAGUGCACUGUGUAUAGGUUGUGAGAUAUGACUUGAGCAUUGAAAUCUCUUGGCUGAGUUUGUUUUGAGAGAGGGUUGAAACCAAACAAGUAUAUUGAACCUCACAUCAGACUAUAGGACUUUAAUUGUUUUCUAGUAUUGCGGCAUUUAAUGUAUUUGAUACUCUUAUUGUUAUUAAAGUAUAAAUUCAGAUCUAAACAAUUUUAUCAUGAUAUAAACAUUGCAAAUUAUUCAUUGUUCAUUAUUACUAAAAGCAUAUCAACUCUAGUUAAUUACUGAACAAUGGGAUUGAUUCUCUUACUAAUCCACUAUAUCAUACACUUUUACCCAAAUGAUAGAACUCAAAGGUUUGUCUGUAGUUUCAGUGCUAGCAAACUGACUGCUAUUUCUUUAUGUUGACUUUUUAUUACAUCGUCUUGUAAAACUCUAAUCAUUGAAUAGAUUUGUUUCCAUUACAUUUUGAUGAACCAUAUCACCUCUUGCUGUCCUGAAAUGAGACACUCUCAGCUAGCUCCUAGAUCAUAUAAAUAAAUAAAUACACUGGAAUCCAGACUAUUUGUACUGACAUAAGUUGAAGCUCUGCUUGAUUAUUAAUCUCUUCAUUUUCAUUUAAGUGGUUAAUUGAAAGUUUUAUAUGUACUGUGCCUAUAUAAAACAAACAGCCAGUCAUAUGGUAUUAAAAUAGCUCAGUGUUUAAGAGAGGCUUAUAUUUGUCAUAAACUACCUCCAAUAUAAAGGCAUAAUGUAAAAGUAACAUUUUAAUUAAUCAAAAAAGAUUCAAAAAUAAAAUUCCUAUUUAAAAUACAUAUUAUAAUUUUUUUUCUUCCAUUUUUCAGCUUCUAGAAUUAUAAACUGUGACUUGAAAUAAAUAUUUAUUCAUAAUUGGUACUAUUUGAAAAUUUCAAUAUAUACCAAUUGAUUUUCAUGCAUUCAUUCUUUAGUGUUGACAUGAAUUAUUUUAUUAAUGUCACAGGUAAUAAUUGCAUAGGAUUAUAAAAAUGUUAUCUUCUUUUUUUUUUUUUUGAAAUGUUUUAUCAUUUAUUGAUGUGCAACUUAUUUAUUGUGAUAUUUAAAAAAGAAUAUCAGAUUUAUUUUUUACAAUAUCCUAUUAGACAAUACAAAUUAUAAUGUAGUUUAUACCUUUUGUCUGGACACUUACAUUUGCAUCAUGCUGCUAUAGCCUAUACCUAUAUUUUUCUAAAGUUUUAUCUUAUAAUAAGGUAGAUUAAAAUUUUUCUAGGACAUUAGUUUUUUGACUAUUUUAGGCAGUCCAUUAGUUGCUUGAUUGGCACUAAUUUCAUGCAACAAAGAUUGCCUAAACAAGUAUUUUACAAAUGAAAACUUUCUCUUUUAGCUUUCUCUUUUCUGUUCUUCAUUGAAGUAUAGUAUUAUUUUAUCCUACAUUGGAAACAAAAAUAUAAGUUUGCCUUCUUCAAAAAUGAAGGAAGGCUGAGAGUUGAGGAUUAAUAUAAUAUUCAAAAGCUGAUUGCACAAACUGACUAAAUUAUUAGGACAUUGUUUUUAUAAGAAAAAGGACAUUUCUUAAAAUUCUUUCUGUAAUGUAUAAAGUACUAUUCCCUAAGAAGAUUCAUUAGUUUCAUGGCUAAGGGGAGAUUAUUUGUUAUCUGAAUAACCAGAGCUCUUUAUAUUUUUUCAAUUAAACUCAGGUGCCUGUUAAAGUGUUUGUUUUUUAGCCCCAACUUUAACUGAAUAUCAUAAUCACCACCAGGGUUUCAAUCCAUGAUCUUCAAGCUGGCAAUCACAUGACCAUCUGUUCUAAUUAGUAACCUACCAUCAUUUCUUUGAAGCAUUUUUUUUUCAAACAAAAAGAAAUAUAAUCAGGUCAGCAAUUUGUUUCCUUAGAAAAUGUGCCUUCCAUGUUUUUUAGAAUUUAAAAUAUUGGCUAUUAUUUUUGGUAGUUUAAAUGCAUUUUCUAGAGAGUUUUGUUGAAGUUUGGUCCUCUUGUAGACUGUUUUUCUAAAGAUUAGGUCUACUUAACGUAGGAUAUUUAGAAAUAUUCUUAAUACUUUCUCUAAUAUUUAAUUGUAUUGUAUUUGUUUUUUAUCUACCUACAUUGAACAUGCAUUGAAUAUCUGUAAUUAAGAUGUUGAGCAUUUCAUUAUUUGUAUUGAUUUUGUAUGUGGUUGCUUUAGACCACUCUGUAGUUUGCUUGUUACAUGGAUCUUACUUGUAGUAGGGGUAUAUAUGUAUAUAUAUAUAUAUAACAUUUAUAGCUCUAUCCAACAGAAGGAUUUCAACUGAUCCAUUUAUUAGCACAUUAUUAUUAUUUCUCCCUUUGGAUAGCACACAUUAGUAGUGAGUAAAGAACAUGACUGCUGUAAUGAAUGAGAAAUCCUAAAAGAUAACACUUGUGUGCAAUACAUUCACUAUUAUUGAACUAAGGUUUUGUUUUGAUUUACAUUUUGUAUUCAUAAGUCUUUCUCAAGAUUUUUUUAUUCAUGUUCACACUAACUUCAAUUUGUCUUAAACAAGAUGUCUGACUUUAAGAUGGUCACAAAUAGUAGUCUUUAAUAACUAUUACUCCUCAAUAAAUCUUUUUUUUUUCACUUUUUUCCCUAAUUCUCUUUCUAAGUUUGUAAAAAUGAUUGAGAUGAUAGUAUCACUUUAGGAAGCUUUGCCUACUCCGAUAUUAAGCCUUGAUCUGUUCAAGAGCAAUUAUAAAAACCUUUAUGUUGGUUUCUAUAUUUAGAGUUUGUUGAAACCCCACUAACUCUAAUGGUGAUGCAUUGUUUAGGUUAAGAGUCCUAAUGUACUAUAUUGUGUUGGGAUGCUGGCAGCAGUUUUUUAAAACUUUCCCAUGAGGAGACCUCAUCACAUCUCCUUGACAACGAGGAGAGCAUGGUGACUCUUUUUUUUAUUUUCAAAGUGAAAGCUGAAUGUGUAAAGCCGUUAAUUUCUUUUUUUUUGACAAUUUUAAAAGUAUAUAUUUUUUAAAUUAAACUCCUUUGUUUUUGUUUAAAGUUAUUUAUUUAUUAGUAUUAGAUCUUUUUUUUUUUUUUAUACAUUUUUUAAAAAUUUACUUAGGGUAUACUGAUAUCGUGGAACUUUGAGCUGGGUUAAGGAACAACCAUCUUUGUAAAAAGAAUUACAAUGGAAGCAUUUCUAUUUACGACUUUUUAAUACAUUGUAUUUUCUCAGAUUUUUUUACAAUUUGCAAUUUUUGAUUUCUUGUCUAGGCAUGUUUCCUAGUUUCUGCUUGUUCCAUUUGUUUCUCUCAUACAUUUUCUUUACUAUUAAAAUUUUUAGCUAUUUUCAUUUAUUUUGUUUUUUUUUUAAAUCAUUAUUUUGGAAGUAAACAAAAAAUAGACUAUUUGUCUGCUGAGGCAAUGAGGGAGUUCAGAACAGAUUGUUUGGUUAGGAAAUGUACAUGACUAGUCUGUAUAGAGUUUUGCGCUAUAAAAUGUUUGUCUUCUUUACAUUAGAACAUUGUUUUAAAAAGCAGCAUAUAUGGGGUUAAUUAGACUCUAAAAUCUUGUCUGGAAUUUUCUUUCUUCACUGAUAUAUAUUUUUUAUAAAACUGUAUUAGGUCUUGUUAACUGGAAGAAAAUAUUUGUUUUACAGUUGAGCAGUUUAUGGAACAAUAAUCAAGAAACAAAAAAAAUCUGUGAUUACAAAUGUAUGAAUAAUUAUUAUACAACUUUCACAAUCAUAAACUGUAAGUAAGGUUUUCCACACACAAAAAAAAGUUAAUGGAUUAAGUCUCUAGAAUGAUUAGAAAAUAUAAAAGUUCUAGUUAGUUUCAUUUUGUUUUUUUUUAAGGAUUUUUUUAUUAAGGAUUUUAAAAAAAAAGUAGAAGUUAGUUAUUUUGGGGAUUUUUUGUUAUAAAGGAUUUCUUUUAUAAAAGAAAAUAUAACUGGGACUAUUAAGCUAUUAAACUAUUAAACAGUUAUUAAGCUAUUAAACUAUUAUGCUUCAAAUAUUUCCUAGUUCUGUUUCUGUUAGUUACAACACUAAGACCCUUCUUCCUAUUAUUGUUAUUGAACUAGCUGCAGUUCUGACCUGAUUAUCUCUCUUAGAUAUAUUGUGUACUUAAUCCCAACCGUAAUUCUAGUCUUUCACAUUCAUUGUGCAUGCGUGUGUGUGCACCUAUUGACAUUGAUAUGCAGUUCUGAUGUCAUUAUAUACUAUAUAGUUCUCAGUAAUGUCAAUCAAAGUUAGAUCAGAACUCAUAUCAAUUUACAAAACUAUCCAAUUACUGAUUUAGUUGUCACAAAUAUUUUAUGUAGGGCAAGCUAUUGGUUUUGGACUUGGUUGAAACAAAAAUUGUAUUCCAUUUUCAAUGUAAAGAAUGUUUUAAAAUUGUGUUGUAUUUAUUUUAUUUUUUUAGUUUAUAUUUUACUCAUCUAGCCUGUUUUUUUUUCUUUAUCCUGGUUGGCAAGAUUUAACAUUUUAUAUCAAAGUGAAAUGUGACUUCAAAUGUCAUCUACUCAGUUACAUGAUGUGAUUCUUAUUUACAAUCACUCAGUGUAGUACUGCAACUAAAUUAUUCAUUGUCUUAGUAUUGUUUCCCAUUCUUAGAUGUUGUUUUUAUUAUGAAUUAGUCAAUGUGUGCAGGUCAUCUUAGGAAUCUGUUUUAUAUUCAAUGAUACUAAUCAGUCGUUCAAUGUAUGUAUGCUGUGUCUUUGUACUUGUCAAGCUCUAGUGCUCUUAUGUUCAACUUCAUGUCAAAUGAAAAUUGGAUUUGUCUAUAGAGUAUGAUGUGCAGAGCCAUCCAAUAGUUUUUUAUGUUGACCAGAUCUCCAUGAGAACUCUCUCCAUUGAUUGAUUGACUGGUGCAUAUCAUUCUGUUCUCUUUCAUGCCCCCUUCUAUUUCUUGUAUGCUCCUGCAGUGCAAAGCUUUACUCAUACUGAAGAUUACUAAAAUAAAUUUGUUUAGAAACA
This is a messenger RNA of Biomphalaria glabrata, 7625 nucleotides long. Its product is annotated as alpha-1,6-mannosylglycoprotein 6-beta-N-acetylglucosaminyltransferase A-like. NCBI's taxonomy places the organism in Eukaryota, Metazoa, Mollusca, Gastropoda, Planorbidae. Gene Ontology annotation, biological process: protein N-linked glycosylation. Gene Ontology annotation, molecular function: alpha-1,6-mannosylglycoprotein 6-beta-N-acetylglucosaminyltransferase activity. The transcript has 18 exons. The record is from RefSeq and is a predicted model, not a curated record. Gene Ontology annotation, cellular component: Golgi apparatus. The coding region runs from base 454 to 2754 and encodes 766 amino acids.